AAUCCCAUUCUACGGCGCCUACCUCUCCCCAUUCAGUGUGUCGGGAGCUGGGGAACCUAACCCAGGGGUGGUGGAUCCUGGUGCUGUGCCUGAGAUUUUUCUAGGCAUCUGAAAGUUAGGGGUUGUGACUCUCAGCAGCACGACACCCUUUGUGGGGCCAGGCCCCCCUGCCUUGAAGAGAGGAAGGAUGGUCCAGUCGUUAGGACGUUAACCUGGGACCUGCAAAACCUGGCUUUGAUUUCCUGCUCCGCCACUGAUACCUGGGGGUCACUGACCUAGUGGAGAAGCAGGAGACGUGAUAUAUCUUGAUUUUAGUACGGCAUUUGACAUAGUCCCACGUGACAUUCUCACAAGCAAACUGCGGAAUGUGGUCUAGAUGAAAUUACUAUAAGGUGGAGACACAGCAGUCUCGGUGCUGAUUGUUCCGAAAAUGGCAGAAGAGAGCGCUGAAGUGGCAAGCGAUACCUGUGGAGGGGAGAAUGUCUCAAUGCGGCCGGGUCACACAGCAGUGGAAGAAAGGAGAAGAAAUGUGGGUUUCAGCCUAAAAUGCAUUAAAGAUAAACGGAUCCCAAUUACCGUUACUGUCGUCAUCACAGCGUUGAUCAUCACCGUGAUUGCACUGGCGGCCAAGACAACUCCCCCCUGCCUAGGCAGCCCGCCCCAUGUCACUGCUGCGUGCCCAGGCGGCUGGGUUGGAUACCAAGGGAAAUGCUACUACUUCUCAGAGACUGAAGGGAACUGGAGCGCCAGCCAGAGCCACUGCUCUUCCCUCAACGCCUCCCUGGCUUCCAUUGAUUCCCUGCCGGAGCUGGAUUUCAUGCUGCGCUAUAAAGGGAUCCCUUACUGCUGGAUUGGCCUCCAGAGGGAACAAGGCCAGGGCCAGCCCUGGAAGUGGACCAACGGUACCAUAUUCAACAACCUGUUUCAGGUCAGAGGGGAAGGGCAGUGCGCCUACCUGGAUGAACAUGGGGUCAGCAGCUCCAGGUGCUACUCAGAGAGACAUUUCAUCUGCAGCCAGCCGGACGAGUGCUCUAGAAGGAAGCCAAGUGGUGCAGCAGGGGACACAACGUCUAAGAUCACGUAAAGGGUCAAUGCAGCCUCUUCAGUGGAUGCAGAACUUACACAUUCAUCAUUUCUUGCAGAGCAUCCUAUCUCUCCAACCAUUGCUCCCUCCAGAUCCCUGGUACUACUGAACAGGGGUUUUAGAGGUUUAAAUCUAAUAUCCCCUUAAUACCUAAAGUGAAUAAGUUAUUUAGAUUAUGAAGAAUCCCUGCUUUUAUUUUAAAAAGAGUAUGUUUCUAGCUUGCUUGGUUAUGAAUAUACUCUGGCAAAUCAAAGAGAGCCUGAGUCUGCAGAGAGCUUGAAACAAUAACUCAGAAAAGUGCCCCAUUUAAUUUAUUGACACGUUGACUCUGGAACCUAGUGUCGACACUGACUUCUUUCUUUUUCCUCUACGCUGCUUUUCCUGGUGAGGGUCGCGGCAGCAGCAUGGAGAGUAGGGAGGACCAGACCUCCCUUUCCUCCAAAACAGGUUCCAGCUCCUCCUGGGGGAUUCCCAGGCCAGCCGUGGGAGAUAAUCCCUCCAGCGUGUUCUGGGUUGGCCUUGGUGCCUCCUCCCAGUGGUACAUGUUCAGUAGAGUUCCAAAGGAAGCCUUCCAGGGAGUAACCUUACCCUGUCUCAGAGAGUAAGCCCAGCCACCCUGUGGAGAAACCUCAUUUCCGCCGCUUGUACCCGCGAUCUCGUCCUUUCAGUCAUUACCCAAAGUUCAUGGCCAGAGGUGGGGAUGGGGACAUAGAUUAAACUGUAAACCAAGAGCUUCGUCUGAGAACUCAGCUCCCGCUUCACCACCACGGAUCGGCACAGCGGCCGCAUCACUGCGGCCGCCUCCCCAAUCCGCCGGUAGAUCUCCCGCUCCCAUUUACCAUCAACAAGUGGUGACUGGUUGACUGCUCUGCCCGUCUCUGCACCCGGUUGUCCAGAACAUAUGACCUUCCUCCGAGGAUCGUUACCUUGACGUGGUGGAGGGGCUUGCGUGUUCCGAUGAAUCCCAGGGCUAUGUCGUCUGGAGCUAGUGCUCCUGGGAGACGAACAGGUCUGGGGGGAGGUUCCAGACUAAAAACGAUCCUGCGCAAGAUGCUCAUGAAAGCCCAACAAAUGAGCACGUGAACCUCGCCUGGAUUAGGCACCCCUGAAGCCAGGCCUGGGGUGGUGUUAGGUGAGUGUCUGAUGGCCAGGCAACCCAUGUAACCCAGCCGGGCCUAGCCCGAAAAGGGGACGUGGGCUCAGCACCCGCGAGGCAAAGGGUGAGGGUUGGGUGCGAUGCCCGAAUGGCAGCAGGAGGGAUGGACCACGAUGGGCUGGCCUCCGCGAUGGAAACUGGCCUGACACUAAAAUGCAGGUACAGGCAGCUACUCGUUGAGCUAAAGAACCAGACUUGUGAACAGCAGCUACUACAGGGGGACAGAGACCCUGAGUGUGGGAUACAGACCCUUACAGUUGGGAAAAGGCCGAAGAGACUGAACCAAAGUCGGGGUAAGAAGUAGCCAAUGGAUCUUGGAAACAUCAUUUGAAGCUGGGACUGGACGACACGGGAUGGAUCACUUGAUAAUUGCCCUGUUCUGGUAAUUGCCUCUGAAGCAAUUGCCACCAGCGACUGUGGGAAGACAGGACACUGGGCUAGAUGGAGCAUUGGCCUGACCCCAUAUGGCUGCUCUGAUGAACUUUAUUUUUGUGCGUGUGUUUUUGAGUAGAUCUGAUCAGAAUUUGACAAACAUUUUUAACAGUGUUUUCUCCAGGAUUUUUUUGCCAUCCUUUAUUUAUUUAUUUAUUUUUAUUCUGACUGAAACUGUGAAUGGGAGAGACUUAGCAUCUCUCAUCACGUGCAUUUAAUUCAUUGCUCUGAGCUAAGAUUGUUUGGGUCGGGAGAGCUCCUGGAAGGGUUUAGUCACUUCCCCUGGGCUGUGUAAAUACCAGAGUAACCCAAAAUGACUCCCAGUUAGGAACCAAAAUUAGUGGCCAGGUUUUCAAUAGAUUCAUGUAGGUUAAGGCUAGAAGGGACCAUUAAAUGAUCUAGUCUGGCCUCCUGCCUAGCACGGGCCAGAGAACUUCCCCCACUUAUCCCUGUAUUGAGCCCAAUAACUUCUGUUUGGCUAAAGUCUAUCUUCCAGAAAGGCACCAGUCCGGCGUCCGGCUCACCAACGCCAUAUACAAUGAGCUGAGCUGUUCUGAAAAUCUGCCCUAAGGGUCAGAAGGGGAGCUGUCAUGGUGGUUGAGGGAAAUCUGAGGGUCCUUAACUUGGAGCAGAAACUAAAGCAAAAAACAAACAAAACACAAACAGAAAACUGAACCCGAGUCGUAGAUUCCAAGGCCAGAAGUGACCGCGGUGGUCAUGUCGUCUGACCUCCUGUACGAUACAGGCCAGAGACCUGCCGCCAAAUAAUUCCCGCUUAAGCCGGGCCUCCCAUUUUGGAUUACUCUGGUGUUUAAAAUAGACAAGUAAAUAAACCUUUGUUUUGGUGGGAGGAAAAAUCAACCAACCAACCCUACUUCCUCUCACUUUUAAAAACUCUUUUUCCCACAUGGGGAGGAAGGGAUGGGGAAAAUAUUUGUUUAAAGAGAGACAGUAGCGGGAGAGGGGCGGGUUCUUUCCAGAAUUUUUCAUAUCAAAAUCUUUUGUCCAAACAAAGAAAAAGAAAUGAAAUUCAACCCAAAUGAACACAUCGGGGAGUGGGAAAGGGGCCUAGACAUUUUCUUUUUGUAAAAAAGGUUAUUUUCUGUUUAAGAACAAUGUUUUGAUGGCAAGUUUUUGAUCUGGUCUGUUGAUUUGUAGAUAAAUGACAUGUUUUUCUUCCCUUCCCC
Molecule: messenger RNA, 3859 nt
Organism: Emys orbicularis (European pond turtle)
Lineage: Eukaryota; Metazoa; Chordata; Testudines; Emydidae
Product: C-type lectin domain family 2 member D-like
Exons: 8
Coding region: 431-1084 (217 amino acids)
Source: RefSeq, a predicted model, not a curated record